AUGUACCUAUUGCUACAAUACAUGCUCAGUCGCUACGUUCAUACGUGGAGAGUGCCGCACACAGGAGGAACAACGUUACUAUUAGAAUUACAAAAUUUCUUUCCAAGUGAUAUAGAAUAUGAGCCAGGUGACCAUCUAGGAGUAUUUCCCUGUAAUAAGACUUUUCUUGUUGACGGAAUUUUAGCGAAACUUGAUAGUAAUUUUGACAGUGACAUGAUAAUAGAAUUGCAACUUCAAAAACAAGUCCAUACACCUAACGGUGUUGUUAAAACAUGGAUUGCUCAUGACAAGUAUCAGGGUCACUCACUGAGAACUUUGUUGACAAGAUUUAUUGACAUAACUACACCACCAUCGCCCAAUCUAUUGAAAUAUUUCGCUUCAAUUGCCUCUGAUUCUCAAGAAAGAGAAAGGUUAAAUAUUUUAGCAUCUGAUUCAGUCGUAUACGAAGACUGGAGGUACUGGAAUCAUCCGAAUCUCUUAGAAACUUUAAUAGAAUACCCAUCAGUGAGGCCAUACGCUCCAGUUUUACUUGUCCACUUGACUUUACUGCAACCAAGAUUCUAUAGCAUUUCAUCAUCGCCGUUAUCUAGUCAUAAUCAAAUUGACUUAACAGUUGCAGUUGUGCAGUAUAAAACUAAAGGCGAAACUGGACCACUACAUUAUGGAGUCUGUUCAAAUUAUUUGAAAGAUGUUUCGCAAAAAGAGUUAAUAUACAUUUUUUUCCGCAGUGCACCCAACUUCCAUAUGCCAGAAGACAAAUCUUUACCGAUCAUACUGGUUGGUCCUGGAACAGGAAUAGCACCGUUUCGAGCUUUUUGGAAUCAUCGGAAAGCUGAAAAAAAUUCUCUGAAAGAGAUUAGUUUCGGGAAAAUAUGGCUAUUUUUCGGAUGCAGAUUGAAAAUGCUGGACUUAUACAGAGAUGAAAAAGAUCACAUGAUUAUUUCGAAUAUUUUAAAUAGAGAAUUCUUAGCUUUGUCAAGAGAGCCUGGAAUCAGUAAGGCGUAUGUACAAGAUUUGAUUCAAGUUGAAGCUAAGAAUAUAUAUAAAAUGUUAGUGCAUGAGAAGGGACAUUUUUACGUGUGUGGUGAUUGUACUAUGGCUGAAGACGUUUAUCAAACUUUGAAACAAAUCAUUAAAACUCAUGGAAAUAUGACAGAACACAAAGUUGAAAAUUACAUGCUAUCACUUCGCGAUGAAAAUCGAUUCCAUGAAGAUAUAUUUGGUAUCACUCUUCGUACAGCAGAAGUACAUAAUCGAUCUAGAGAAACAGCUAGAAUCAAAUUGAUCUCUAAACCAUCAAAUGAUACAAACCUCGAGAUGAAUGUAAGCAAGGACUGAGUGAGAAUUGAAAUCUAAUCAAGAUAAAGUUGAAUUAUUGCGUCAAUACAUAAUAGAUUUCAAUUUUAAUAUGAAUAAGAAUUAUAUUUAUGAACAAUUAUCUGAUUUGUAUAUGUUUAUUUGGUAGUCUAAAUAUACUGUAU
Molecule: messenger RNA, 1481 nt
Organism: Phymastichus coffea
Lineage: Eukaryota; Metazoa; Arthropoda; Insecta; Hymenoptera; Eulophidae
Product: nitric oxide synthase, salivary gland-like
Exons: 9
Coding region: 1-1338 (445 amino acids)
Biological process (GO): nitric oxide biosynthetic process
Molecular function (GO): nitric-oxide synthase activity
Source: RefSeq, a predicted model, not a curated record